Molecule: messenger RNA, 1111 nt
Organism: Aspergillus aculeatus ATCC 16872
Lineage: Eukaryota; Fungi; Ascomycota; Eurotiomycetes; Eurotiales; Aspergillaceae
Product: cytochrome b5 reductase family protein
Exons: 1
Coding region: 282-1049 (255 amino acids)
Molecular function (GO): oxidoreductase activity
Source: RefSeq, a predicted model, not a curated record
CCUCUUCUUCUUCCUCUUCUCCUCCGCCGCCACCGAGAUCACGUCGAUGGGUGCAAGUGGCCCUUGUUACAACGGCUGCCGCCGGUAUUGGCGCAUAUAUCCGAUCCGAAUACGGUUCUCGGUCAUCAACCUUGUCUCCCACUCAAUUCACCCCAUACUAUUUAGUAUCGCGGGAACCCGUGUCAUCGUCGGGAAGCAUUUUCACUCUACAGCCGCCCAAGGUAGAUGGGAGCAACCGCGCCGUUUACGAGGAAGCAUGGACAACGGGAAUAUGGAGUGUGAUGUUCAAGCAGCCUCAACUGCAGAUCGGAAGAGACUAUACUCCCCUUCCCUCAACCUCGCCAGAUGAAGAGGAGGAUGAAUGCUUGCGGUUCUUCAUCCGGCGAGACCCCCAUGGCGAAGUUUCCCGCUAUCUCCACAACCUCGAUAUGGACUCGCCCAUAGAAGUGUGUGGCCCGAGGGUCGAAUGCGGGAUCCCACCGAGCACGCAACGCAUUCUCUUCAUUGCUGGUGGGACCGGAAUUGCCCCGGCGUUGCAAGCCGCACACACGCUUCUUCGUCGCACAAAUCAGACUUGUAAACCUAGAAUUCAUAUUCUUUGGGCUAACCGAAACCGGGACGACUGUUCGGGGGGAAUCAAUGACACAAUAGUGACUCCAGCUCCGCAGAGGUCGUGGUUCUUUGGUCGUUCAACACCAGCAGCCAGCCCAGCUCCGGUCGCGUCGCCUCUCAACCCGUCUCAAUCCCUCAUUGUCCGAGAGCUGGAGGCUCUCCGGGCGCAAUAUCCUGGUCAGAUGACCGUGGACUAUUUUGUCGACGAAGAAGGUAGUGCCAUUGGCAAGCAGGCGAUCCUGGAUUUCACUGAUUCGGUCGGCUUGCCGUCUCCCAAACCCAGUCAAGACAAUCUGAUCCUUGUGUCUGGACCAGAAGGCUUCAUCAGUUAUAUGGCAGGACCUAAGCUGUGGGCCGAGGGAAUGGAGUUACAAGGACCACUUCGAGGGAUCAUCAAAGAGCUUGAUCUGAAGGACUGGGCUGUAUGGAAGCUGUGAGGCCGUUCUAUGUACGCUUUAGAUAUAAGGAUAGAGGACAGUAGGUAAACAAGGAUGAUUAC